Letharia columbiana is the source of this 708-nucleotide messenger RNA. RefSeq lists its product as uncharacterized. NCBI's taxonomy places the organism in Eukaryota, Fungi, Ascomycota, Lecanoromycetes, Lecanorales, Parmeliaceae. The transcript is spliced from 3 exons. Bases 1 to 708 code for a protein of 235 amino acids. Gene Ontology annotation, cellular component: BLOC-1 complex. Gene Ontology annotation, biological process: endosome organization. The record is from RefSeq and is a predicted model, not a curated record.
AUGGUCAGCAAAGGCUUGUCAAGCCACAGCCGUCAGCCCUACAAACCAGACGAUUGGAUCUCCCUGCGCGUUGCACCUCUUCACGACGCCCAACCCUCCGACCUUCUCUACUGCCCAACUACAUACUGGCGUAUCAGCAAAGCAAAUCAACAUACCCCACCGUCUUCCUCAAGUAGUCUCAGCUUCCAACCACCAUACAAUGCGAGCGGUCUCCAAGUUACAGCACCCAAGCAACAUAUCGCUUUGUCUUCCGGUAGCUCCAGCGCCGCGCCGCAUUAUGCUCACAGCACCACUUCCUCGCGCGGACGCGGACACGCUCGCAGUUCGGCUUCAACCUCUCGUGCAGCGAGUGCUGCAAGCUCGGGACAAGGGGGAGGUGGUCGGCUGCUAUUGGAUGCCGGAAGUUUGGCGGUAUUGGGCAGUCACUUCGAGAGGUUGAUGGGAGCGAUUCAGAGCAGGGUCAAUCAUCUCACAGCGCAAACCCAACGCUCCACGCUCCACCAAUCCUCUCGCGCCCAGUCCUCCAUUGCCGCCGCCGACGCUGAAAUCGCCCGCUUUCGAGAUAUCUUGCGCCAGAUAGACGACCUCGAGACCGAGUUUGACAAAGUGCGUCAUAUACGUGACAUCGUCAAAGGCUUCCGAGCAAGGGUGGAGGGCUUGGAGAGAAGGGUAGAUGGGAGGGGGACGGCGGUAAGGGGAAGGCGGUAA